AAAAGAAUGUCCUUUCCCCUGAUGCAACAGUGGUUUUAAAAGAGGACGCUGCCCUGGAUGAUGUAAAAGAUGUCACAUGCUGUGCUGAUGGGACUUCUUCAUGACCACAUCAGUUGUGCUAAAGAGAUUGGUUUAAUGCCUAGCUCGAUUUGGAUUAAUUUUAGUCUAGCAAUGUAGUAAUUUUAAACCAUAAAAAAGCAACCCAGCAUGCUGGAUUAAACAUAGUAACCCAGCACUGGGUUCGUCCCUUUUUGACCCUGUGCUGGGUUGCCAAAAUAACCAAAAUUUGGUUGUUUAGACAUGUAACAUAACUAACAAAAAUUUUCAGAGACAUUGUGUUUAUGUAUGUAUACAGAGAAUUACAUGCGUCAUUGAAAUGACGCAUAAGGCAAACAAUUGAAUCAAAUUAAGUACCCUGUAUGUCGAUAAAUGAUGCUAAAAGUAUAUCUUGAGCGUUAAACCAUGACACUAAGGGAUCCUGAAUAAAUGUGGAGUUGGGAGUGAAAACUGCAGGGUCUGGUUUGGUCCUGUAGGAAGCCAUCAUCGGUGUAACAUUUGCUAAAUCCAUAACCAUUUUUAGGUCACAGUGGGAGGGCGGCAAGCAAGAUGAGUUGGAGCAAUAGUGGACCAAAAUUGUAGCACUAUUACGUUAAUAAACAAAACAAAAUGAUCAUCCAAACAGGAUAUAGCCUAAUUCACAGAUGAAACUGGAACUGGAACUGGAAAGAGUAACAGAUCUUAUGCACUUGAGCAGUGAACAGGGAAAUCCCAGAGUGUCUCUGAUGUAGCAUAUAUAAUGGAGCCAGUCAGCUCAUGUAUUCACAUUUGGUCAGUCAAGUGGCUUAAAGUGAAGACCUUCAAGAGACUGAAACAAUGAAGACUGUGGCAGCUCUACUUGUUUUUGUCAGUUUGGCCAUUGUUGCUAUUGAAGGGAGGCCUGGGAUUGGAAUCCAAAGAUGUUUAUGUCGUGGUGCUGGUCUCAAAAUGGUGAAGCCAACGCUGAUAGAGAAAAUUGAAAUUCACCCUGUUAGUCCAUCCUGUGGACAUGUGGAAGUUGUUGUCACAAUGAAAAACAAUGGAGGUCGAAGAUGCUUAAACAAAGAGUCGUUGUUUACCAAGAACAUCAUUGCUAUGACUGCAAAAAAGACCAAGAGUGCUCAGUAAAAUGUGUGGAGGUUGUGGCCACUGUGGACGCUGUCAUUAAAAAGCUGUAUUGAUUCUUUAAUUUAUAACAAUAUAAAUUAUAUUACAGUAUUUUAUAUAUUAUAUUUACACAUUAUGUUAUGUGUUUUUAAUUUAUUUAAAAAAAAAUGUGUUGGAUGUCAUUUUGGAUGUUUGUUGUUAAAUGUCAGAUAAAAUUUUCAAAUAAAAUCUUGUGAAGGUUUGAU
Carassius carassius (crucian carp) is the source of this 1388-nucleotide messenger RNA. It is a transcript of the gene cxcl11.1, whose product is annotated as chemokine (C-X-C motif) ligand 11, duplicate 1. Gene Ontology annotation, cellular component: extracellular region. Bases 874 to 1164 code for a protein of 96 amino acids. The record is from RefSeq and is a predicted model, not a curated record. The transcript has 5 exons. Lineage: Eukaryota; Metazoa; Chordata; Actinopteri; Cypriniformes; Cyprinidae. Gene Ontology annotation, molecular function: CXCR chemokine receptor binding; chemokine activity. Gene Ontology annotation, biological process: antimicrobial humoral immune response mediated by antimicrobial peptide; chemokine-mediated signaling pathway; cellular response to lipopolysaccharide.